Molecule: messenger RNA, 429 nt
Organism: Aspergillus pseudoviridinutans
Lineage: Eukaryota; Fungi; Ascomycota; Eurotiomycetes; Eurotiales; Aspergillaceae
Exons: 2
Coding region: 1-429 (142 amino acids)
Source: RefSeq, a predicted model, not a curated record
AUGGCGCUCGCGAAACCAGUUGUGCUGUGCGGCAAAGCUCCACCCGUGGCUAUAGGAGUGAAAGAGGGUCUCAGACCGAUGUACGAGGAGAUGGGAGUGAAAGAAAUUCCGUCCUUAUUACAUGGACGUCGGCCUGACACCACAGAUCUUGCGAACCUUGGAUGCCAGCGGUACGGACAGAAGCCUGUGGCCAUCAUCGUAGGAGGCGGAUAUAGCGAUACCGACUUUACAGCGAUGCGAAGGGCUUGUGAUGGCAUCAGCACUGUUCCAUGGUUGCGGCAUGAUUUGAAGAAGGACCUCAGUCAAGGCAACCCGAGACCAAGUCUUGGCCCUGAGUAUGGCAAAGAGAUUGCCGAGAAGGUAAAGCGUUGCUUGGAAGAUUUAGCCGAAAAUGGCAAGCUGGGGAGUGAUGGUGUCUAUUAUUUUUGA